AUGGGAAGACACGCUCAGCAACACCCUCUCGAUCCUCUCUCCAAUGUCGAAGUCCGCCAUACGGUUCAAAUUCUCCAGCAGCAUCUGAAGCUAUCCUCAAAUGGACAGAUUCGCUUCAAGACGAUCGAUCUUGCUGAACCUCCCAAGAAACUCGUGCUCGACUACUUUGACAGCCAGCAGCAUACACAAACGCCGCCACGACCAGAUCGGAAGGCACGAGUCUACUACCACGCGAAGGGAUCGCAGCUUCUUGGCAAAGCAAUCGUCAAUAUCUCUUCCGGGACGGUUGAGGAAAAUGCGGAGCUGCCUGAUGUGCAGGGCCCGGUUGACUGGGAUGAGUAUGAACGGGUACACAAGGCGUGCACUUCGCACCCUGCCGUAGUAGCCGAGGUUGAGAAGCUCAAGCUUCCUCCAGGCGCCAAGGUAACGAACGACCCUUGGGCAUACGGCACCGAUGACCCUCACGAGCGUCGGCGGUUUUUCCAAUGCUACAUGUACAUCGCCCUCAAUGACGACCCGGAAGCAAAUUACUACUCUAUCCCAGCUCCACUGGCUCCCGUGUUCGACGCUCAUACCCUGGAGCUGGUCCGCAUAGAGAAACUCCCGCUCGGCGACGGGAAAGAAGUCGACGACGAAACCCAGCCGUGGCAGCCUGUCAAGCCGGUUGAGUAUAGCGCACGCUUGCUUGGGGAGCAAGCGUUCAGAAAAGAUCUCAAGCCGCUGCAGGUCAUCCAACCAGAUGGGCCCUCCUUCUCGAUCGAUGGGCGGCGCGUUGCCUGGCAAAAGUGGACAUUCCACCUGGGAUGGACUAUCCGCGAGGGCCCUGUUCUGCAUGACGUACGGUACGAUGGGCGUCCUCUAUUUUACCGCGUGUCAAUGAGCGAAAUGACGGUGCCAUAUGGUGACCCCCGGGCCCCGUAUCACCGCAAGCAGGCUUUUGAUCUCGGCGAUUCAGGUUUCGGGUUGACCUCGAAUGCUCUUGUCCUGGGCUGCGAUUGUUUGGGGCACAUCGCGUACUUCGACGGGAUCAGGGUGACGGGUGUUGGCGAGCCCGUCGAAAUCCCCAAUGCCGUCUGCAUGCAUGAGGUUGAUCAGGGAAUCGGCUGGAAACACACAAACUGGCACACUGGCGCCGCGUCGGUCGUGCGUGACCGUCAACUCGUCAUUCAAUGCACGGCUACUGUGGCCAACUACGAGUAUAUCCUGGCUUUCGUGCUGGACCAGGCCGCGAACCUCCACGUCGAGGUUCGCGCUACAGGAAUAGUGUCGACGAUGCCCAUAAGACAAGGGCAGCAUUCACCAUGGGGGACCACAGUAGCCCCAGGAGUGCUAGCCACCAACCACCAACACUUGUUCAAUGUGCGCAUUGAUCCAUUCCUUGACGGGGUGCGCAACAGCAUUGUGUACGACGACUGCAUCCCCAUCCACCCCGACCCACAGCUCGAUCCGUAUGGUUGCGCAUUCCGUGUGCACACGACGCCUGUCACCAGGCCUGGGGGCUACGACCUUGAUCUAACCAAGUCACGGACCUUCAGGAUCAUCAACCCCUCCCGCGUGAACAGUGUUUCAGGGAAACCCGUAGGGUACAAGUUGCACCCUUGCCCGAGUCAAAUGCUCAUGAUGCCGCCGCAUACAUUCAAUUAUCGGAGAGGAAUAUUUGCCUCCAAACCCAUCUGGGUGACGCGAUACCAAGACGGCGAGUUGUGGGCUGCGGGAGAGUUUACGAACCAGAGCCGAGAGGACACCGGCCUGGCCGUGUACGCUGCCAGGAACGAAAAUGUAGAGAACGAGGAUGUCGUCUUGUGGCACACAUUUGGCGUCACGCACGUUACGCGACCUGAGGAUUUCCCAGUAAUGCCGGCUGAGAAGUUCAGCGUGUCGUUGAAGCCGACCAGCUUCUUUGAGCAGAACCCGUCGAACGACGUACCGCGCUCAGAGCAGAAACUCAACAGGUCGACCCUCUAUACUCAUGAGAAUGCUGCAGAGGGCUGUUGCAAUGAUGCAUCAGACGUGGGAUCCAAGCUGUGA
Lasiodiplodia theobromae is the source of this 2028-nucleotide messenger RNA. RefSeq lists its product as uncharacterized. NCBI's taxonomy places the organism in Eukaryota, Fungi, Ascomycota, Dothideomycetes, Botryosphaeriales, Botryosphaeriaceae. Gene Ontology annotation, molecular function: primary methylamine oxidase activity; quinone binding; copper ion binding. The record is from RefSeq and is a predicted model, not a curated record. The transcript is spliced from 3 exons. Gene Ontology annotation, biological process: amine metabolic process. Bases 1 to 2028 code for a protein of 675 amino acids.